UUACUUUAUGGCCGGAAGUGCUGUGGAGUAGUUAGUUGUUAUCGUUCGCCAGUGACUUGUGCGACUUUGGCCCGAUGGACCGCAAAAAGAAGCCUCUGGACGUGACCGUCGCUUCGCUGGUAGAUUUGAAGGCUGAACUUUACCGGAAACAGGAAGAAUUCAAAAAAGAAAAACUUCUGAAAGAUGCUGGGGCCCCUGUAAAAUCCAAAUCAACUAGCAAAAAACCAAAUAUUUGGACUAAGCAGAACAAAGGUGUUUCAGACCGAGCUGAGAAAGAUGCUGAGCAGAAGAUAGAAGAGCAACAAACAUUGGAUAAAUCAAGACAGAAACUAGAAGAAAAAGCACUGCUGUAUGAAAAGAUGACAAAAGGAGACUUUCCAGAUGAAGAAGCGGAGGAUUUAUACCUUGUGGAUUUCACACAGAAGAUCAUAGAUAAACACCGGGAAGUGCAAGAGCUCUGUGCAAAUGAUGCUGCUAGGAAGGCUGCAGAGAAGGAGGAAGAGAGACUCUCAGAGGCAGAGAUUCCCCCUCCACAGGACCCCACAGAAGAAUGGGUUGACUAUGUGGAUUCCCUCGGCCGGUGUAGACGCUGUAUGAAGAAAGAUCUACCACAUCUCCUUCAAAUGGAUAAAGAGCUCCAGGGGAAGAGGGAAAUGACUGGAGAGAAGACUCUAUUGUCUGAAGACAUGAGAAGGGAACUUCAGCGUCAGGAGUGGGAAAGAGAGGAAGAGGAAGCCUUAAGGAGGCCUAUGGGACCAAUGCAUUAUGAAGACAUUCGAGAAAAUGAGGCCAGACAGCUUGGUGUGGGUUACUUUGCCUUUGCCCGUGAUCAAGCUUUGAGGAAAAAACAAAUGGAAACUUUAGAAAUGCUAAGAGAUCAGACUACAGACCAGAGAGCAAAACGUGAACAUUUAAAGGAGAAACGGAAGGCUACUCUGGAGGCGAGAUUGUCCAAAAUUAGAGCAAAGAAGCGGCUGAAAGAUGGUGACACAACGGAAAACAGAGCAGAUGAAGAUGUUGAGCCAGUCCCGGCUGAGCCCAAGUCUGCUGAAGUACCAAGGUUUCCUGUGGAAAGCAGAAAAGUGGAAGUUGUCAUUCAAGAAAGGAAAGAUACUAAGCCUGGAGUUCCUUAUGUUCGAGAAUGGGAUAGAGGCAAAGAAUUCGCUUUUGGAAUGUGGUCAAAGAAACUGGAAGAACUCAGGGAUGAACGAGAGCCAGAAUUUGCACCACCUUCGGCUUACUUUGCAGAUCAAAAAAGAACUUGUGACUUUAAAAUUCAGAAUAUGCAUAAACCUGGAUCUUCAUAUGAAAAAAGAGAACAGAAUCUGUAUAGGGACUUGCCAUCUUCGUCAGCAGAAACUCACAGCAGUGGCUCACAGAGCAACCAGUUCCCAUCCACACAAGCUUAUGAGAGCAGCCUGUCUAAUCCAGAGGCAUCUUACCAAAGUUUAGAUGACAUGCUGUCCUAUUAUAAGCAAGUAACAUGAGCUUUUCGUAUGAUAGAAGUAUUAUCAGUAGCUUAUAGAUGAGUGGACAACUUGGUUUAGGGUUCUGCCUCCUUGCUGUUUAAGCUGUGAUGAACAUCAUGGUAAGAUGGAUUUCAACACGUUUGGUCUGAAAUACCAUUAGUCUUACUGCAAAAACCACUCUACUUCCAUCACUACUGAUAUUAAAACUUUAUCUUUUAAAUGUGA
This is a messenger RNA of Anolis sagrei ordinatus, 1694 nucleotides long. RefSeq names its product coiled-coil domain containing 174 (gene CCDC174). Gene Ontology annotation, cellular component: nucleus. NCBI's taxonomy places the organism in Eukaryota, Metazoa, Chordata, Lepidosauria, Squamata, Anolidae. The record is from RefSeq and is a predicted model, not a curated record.